This is a messenger RNA of Cuscuta epithymum, 3749 nucleotides long. NCBI's taxonomy places the organism in Eukaryota, Viridiplantae, Streptophyta, Magnoliopsida, Solanales, Convolvulaceae. The record is from the annotation of a GenBank genome assembly.
AAUUGAUUGGCAUCAAAAGGACAUGGGUGGGUCUUCUCAUUUACCUUGAUUGAGAGUAAGGUGCCAAAUGAGUGUGUUGACUUUUCCCUCAGCCUCCCAUCCGAAUUAGGCCAUCAAAUAGAGAAAUAACCUCUGCAAAUACUCCCCUCCAUAGCCAUGAACCGAGCUUAAGGUUGAAGAAGGCUCAAGGAAGAAGAAAGGCUUGGAAAAGAAGAGAAAAACUUAGAAAAAUCAAGGAAUUUUACCAAGGUAUUCUAGACUUCUCAAGGAAUCUAGGAGUGGCCGUAAAAGUCGCCGGAGCUGCCGGAGUUUUCGCCGGAAAAUUCAAAAGUCGCCGGAGUUCAAACAAAGAAGAUAAAAGCUUGCUAGCGUCAUUUCGAGGUUGAAGCUAGAGCUUACUUCCUGCACCCGUUGCUCGGGAGAUCGAUGGAGAGAAGACGUGGAAUGGGUGGUAGUGAUAGGGCGGUUCGAGGAAAUCCGAGAGGGCGCGCACCGGGGAUAGCCGGGCAAGCCAAUCGGGGGAUAUCAAUGUCGCGUAAGAGGCGAGGUAUGGGCAAUCAAGGCCCACGAACACGAGCCGCGAUGGCUGAUCACAAUGUGACUGAAUUCGAGUCGUGGGACUCAGAGGAUGACUCAACUUAUCACCCUCAAAGCGAGUCAGAUGAAACUUCUUUUGAAGAAAACAGUGGGGAGGAUAUACAUAGUAUUCCUCCUGACCAGGUUAGUGAAAUGUACCGAUGGUACCAACGUGAAAGGGGAAGACAACGACAGGGAUCUCAGGAGGGACAUGUCAGAGGCGAGACUUCUCUCAGGAGGGGUCGGGGUGCUCACAGAGCACAAGUUAGGACAGUCAGGGAAUCUGAUGGUGAAGGACCACUCUUUAAAAUCUCAAAGUAUCUCAAAGAGGCUAGAGCCUUGGGGUGCAAACCAUUUGAUGGGACGGAGGACAUAUCGGAAGCAGCCGAGUGGAUAAAAAGGUUGAAUGAUGCAGCUGAUGACAUGCAGGUGGUCCCUGAACGAAAGUUAAGGGUAGCCACUAGAUUAUUGGAGGGUUUAGCUUCUUCUUGGUGGGAAGGCACCAAGGGUAAGUUUGACGGGGUUGUCACGUGGGACAACUUCGAGCAAGCAUUCUAUGAGCAGUUUUACACCUCUUUCGAAGUAAAUCGAAAGAGGAGGGAAUAUAUCGAUCUCAAACAGGGAAAUGAGUUUACGGUGAAGCAACUGGAACAAAGAUUCCGACAUCUGGCAAGGUUCUUGCCUGAAUAUGCCGCAAAUGAGAAUCGAAUGGCAAACCAUUUUUGGAAUGCACUCAAUUUGGAAAUACGCGAAAGGGCGACCUACCAAUUCAACAUGACUUUCAGUCAGGUAGUAGCUCAGGGUCUCCAGGGGGAGGAGCUUUGGAAGGAAAGGCAAGCAAGGGAUGCAAAGGAAGCAGAAGAAAGAGCCCAGGUGAUCAUUCACCCUCCACGACGAGAGGGGAAGGAUGAACUUCAGAGCAAGGGGAACUCUAACAAGUUAGUUCCGUUUUUCAGUAAGAGCCAGGACUUGGUAAGUCAAAGCUCAAGCACUCGGGGCAUGGGGGCACCCAAAUGUGAGAAUUGUAGGCGAAGGCACUAUGGGAGAUGUCGAGAGCCAUCUAGAUGUUACUUUUGUGGAGAAACAGGCCACAUCAAGGUCCUUUGUCCUCAACGUGCGCGUGAAGGAACAUCAGGAGCUAGAGGAGGGGUCACGGGGGUUGAAAACCCAACUAAGGUUGCCUCAAACAUGGUACCUUCUACAAGUCAAUGGCGAACUCGCUCGUGAAGGCCGGGAAUGGCGGAAGCCAUUUGUUAGGCCCGACUUUGGCACAAGGAAUUUUACCAAGGUAUUCUAGACUUCUCAAGGAAUCUAGGAGUGGCCGUAAAAGUCGCCGGAGCUGCCGGAGUUUUCGCCGGAAAAUUCAAAAGUCGCCGGAGUUCAAACAAAGAAGAUAAAAGCUUGCUAGCGUCAUUUCGAGGUUGAAGCUAGAGCUUACUUCCUGCACCCGUUGCUCGGGAGAUCGAUGGAGAGAAGACGUGGAAUGGGUGGUAGUGAUAGGGCGGUUCGAGGAAAUCCGAGAGGGCGCGCACCGGGGAUAGCCGGGCAAGCCAAUCGGGGGAUAUCAAUGUCGCGUAAGAGGCGAGGUAUGGGCAAUCAAGGCCCACGAACACGAGCCGCGAUGGCUGAUCACAAUGUGACUGAAUUCGAGUCGUGGGACUCAGAGGAUGACUCAACUUAUCACCCUCAAAGCGAGUCAGAUGAAACUUCUUUUGAAGAAAACAGUGGGGAGGAUAUACAUAGUAUUCCUCCUGACCAGGUUAGUGAAAUGUACCGAUGGUACCAACGUGAAAGGGGAAGACAACGACAGGGAUCUCAGGAGGGACAUGUCAGAGGCGAGACUUCUCUCAGGAGGGGUCGGGGUGCUCACAGAGCACAAGUUAGGACAGUCAGGGAAUCUGAUGGUGAAGGACCACUCUUUAAAAUCUCAAAGUAUCUCAAAGAGGCUAGAGCCUUGGGGUGCAAACCAUUUGAUGGGACGGAGGACAUAUCGGAAGCAGCCGAGUGGAUAAAAAGGUUGAAUGAUGCAGCUGAUGACAUGCAGGUGGUCCCUGAACGAAAGUUAAGGGUAGCCACUAGAUUAUUGGAGGGUUUAGCUUCUUCUUGGUGGGAAGGCACCAAGGGUAAGUUUGACGGGGUUGUCACGUGGGACAACUUCGAGCAAGCAUUCUAUGAGCAGUUUUACACCUCUUUCGAAGUAAAUCGAAAGAGGAGGGAAUAUAUCGAUCUCAAACAGGGAAAUGAGUUUACGGUGAAGCAACUGGAACAAAGAUUCCGACAUCUGGCAAGGUUCUUGCCUGAAUAUGCCGCAAAUGAGAAUCGAAUGGCAAACCAUUUUUGGAAUGCACUCAAUUUGGAAAUACGCGAAAGGGCGACCUACCAAUUCAACAUGACUUUCAGUCAGGUAGUAGCUCAGGGUCUCCAGGGGGAGGAGCUUUGGAAGGAAAGGCAAGCAAGGGAUGCAAAGGAAGCAGAAGAAAGAGCCCAGGUGAUCAUUCACCCUCCACGACGAGAGGGGAAGGAUGAACUUCAGAGCAAGGGGAACUCUAACAAGUUAGUUCCGUUUUUCAGUAAGAGCCAGGACUUGGUAAGUCAAAGCUCAAGCACUCGGGGCAUGGGGGCACCCAAAUGUGAGAAUUGUAGGCGAAGGCACUAUGGGAGAUGUCGAGAGCCAUCUAGAUGUUACUUUUGUGGAGAAACAGGCCACAUCAAGGUCCUUUGUCCUCAACGUGCGCGUGAAGGAACAUCAGGAGCUAGAGGAGGGGUCACGGGGGUUGAAAACCCAACUAAGGUUGCCUCAAACAUGGUACCUUCUACAAGUCAAUGGCGAACUCGCUCGUGAAGGCCGGGAAUGGCGGAAGCCAUUUGUUAGGCCCGACUUUGGCACAAGGUUGAAGCUAGAGCUUACUUCCUGCACCCGUUGCUCGGGAGAUCGAUGGAGAGAAGACGUGGUUCGUGCUUCCUCCGGUUCUAUUUCUAAAUAAUUAAAUAAUGCUCAUGGAACUAUUUUGACUUAUAAAUUAAUGGAGCCUGCGAGCUCUUGUUUUACCCUUGUGUGGGUUCUUAUUAAACACUUAUAUUCCGCUAUGUGUUUGAUUGUAUGUUGAUGUUGUUAUGUAUGUUUACUAAUCGGUUUUGGCAUAUGUAUCUAUCGGACGUCUUGUGCAAUUCGG